AUGUCAAAUUUAGAAGAACUUGCUUUGUAUUUGUCAUCGGUGGUUUGUGAUAAGAAAUUUAUUGAUGGAAAUGAUUUAAAGCAAAAUAUCAUUGAUUAUAUGCCAGAAUUAAAUCAAUUUAGAUUUAGUAUUCAGUCAACUAUAUUGCUAAAAGAUCAAAUUGAUUUACCAUCAAAUGAAGAUAUUAAACAUUCAUUUAAAGAUUUUUCAAAUAAUAAAAUAAUUUCUUGUGUUAAUUAUUUUUUCGAAGCAAAAUAUGGUCAAUGCCAUAUCUAUUCCUGUCCGUACCCAAUACCAACUUAUGAAAAUAUCUCAAAUAAUUUUCCAGGUGGAUUAUUUCGAUAUGUUAGUGACGUAUCUUUAUUUGAUGAACAUCCUUUUGAAUAUGAAUUUUUUAUUCAAAUUGCUCAAUCAUUUCCAUUUUUGAAAAACUUAACUAUUACUAAUCAAAAAGGACAAAACAAUAAAGAAUAUACAAAAUCAAAUAAUAACAAUGAAGAUUUCUUACUUAUUCAAUAUCCUCGUCUUAAAUAUCUUCAUUUCAAACAAAUUCAUAAUGAUUAUAUUGAACAAUUUCUACUUGAUACCAAAACAUGUUUACCAUAUGAUAUUCUGCUUUUUACUGAUUUUAAAUCUGUACAAAGAGUUACACACAAUUUUACACGAAAUGCAACACGAAUUAAUUGUAGUAAAAUGAGAUAUAUAUGUUUUGAUAGAAUAUUUCGAUUUCCAAAACAUUUCAAAAAUGAUUUUCUUGAUACAGAGAUACAUGUAUUCUGA
Molecule: messenger RNA, 780 nt
Organism: Rotaria sordida
Lineage: Eukaryota; Metazoa; Rotifera; Eurotatoria; Philodinida; Philodinidae
Source: the annotation of a GenBank genome assembly